AUGAACCCGGACGAUGAGAAGCACACCGCUUUUACCACAGACAAGGGUCUUUAUUGCUACCAGGUCAUGCCCUUCAGAUUAAAGAAUGCAGGUGCUACUUAUCAGCGACUUGUCAACUCCAUGUUUGUAGAUGUCAUUGGGACCAUCAUGGAGGUAUACGUGGACGAUAUGUUGGUUAAAAGCUUAACCUCAGAGGACCACGUAACCAACUUAUCAAUUGUUUUCGCAAUCAUAUUACGCAACGGUAUGCGGCUUAACCCACAGAAGUGCAUUUUCGGUGUCGAAGUCGGGAAGUUCCCUAGGUACAUCAUCAGCCACAGAGGAAUUGAGGCGAACCCGGAAAAGGUGCAGGCCAUAUUAGACAUGGUUUUGCAGAAGCCAGAGACAUCGGGGAGAUUAAUUAAAUGGGCCAUCGAAUUGGGGGAGUUCGACAUCAAGUACCAACCCCGGACAACUAUUAAGGGCCAAGCAUCGGCAUAUUUUAUAUCUGAGUUGAUCCCCUAUAAGGAUCCAUCCCCGGGAUCACCUGAACCGCCAGCCCCGGACCCACCCCAACCAAGCACUUGGCGUUUGUAUGUUGAUGGCGCAUCUAACAAAAAGACAAGUGGCACCGGUAUCCUGCUAAUUAGCCCGGACGACCAAGUCUACAAGUACGCCCUCAAGUUCGCCUUCAAGGCAUCGAACAAUGCCGCAGAAUACGAGGCACUCAUAGCAGGUCUACAGAUCGCCCGGGAACUAGGCGUCCAGCACCUUAGUAUCUUUAGCGAUUCUCAGUUAGUUGUGAACCAGGUCAGCGGUAACUUCGAGGCGAAGGAGCCCCACAUGUCUUCUUACCAGGCCCUAGCUCGGGCACUGGUUCAGAGAUUUACCUCUUACAUUUUCACCCAAAUACCGAGAGCAGAGAAUGACAAGGCAGACGUCCUUGCUAAGAUCGCGGCAACUUCUCCAAGUCCUACCUACGAGGCUACCAAAGUCGAAAUACUAGAAAAGCCAAGGACUUCUAAAACGGUAUCAGAAAUCUUCACGGUGGACCACAUCGCCUCCUGGAUGGACCCAAUCCUGAAAUACAUGGUCGACGGUCUAGCCCUGGACGAUAAGGUCGAAGCCAGGCGACUCCAACUAAGGUUUGGAGUCCCGGACACCAUAGUCACGGACAAUGGCACCCAGUUUGACAAUGAUGAACUAAGGGCUUACACCGAGAACCUAGGCACUAGAAUCCUCUAUGCAUCCCCGGCUCACCCCCAGACCAACGGUCAAGUCGAGGCUAUCAACAAGAUAAUCAAGAAGAUACUGAAGAAGAAGCUUGAUAAAACCAAGGGUCUUUGGGCUUCUAAGCUCCCGGAGGUUCUGUGGGCUAUCAGGACCACCGCGACUGAGGCUACCGGAGAGACCCCUUUCUGCAUGGCUUUUGGAUAUGAGGCGUUCAUCACUAAAGGUGACCAUAAAUUGGUCUCCUAA
This is a messenger RNA of Rosa rugosa (rugosa rose), 1458 nucleotides long. RefSeq lists its product as uncharacterized. Gene Ontology annotation, molecular function: nucleic acid binding; RNA-DNA hybrid ribonuclease activity. The record is from RefSeq and is a predicted model, not a curated record. Gene Ontology annotation, biological process: DNA integration. The transcript has 4 exons. NCBI's taxonomy places the organism in Eukaryota, Viridiplantae, Streptophyta, Magnoliopsida, Rosales, Rosaceae. The coding region runs from base 1 to 1458 and encodes 485 amino acids.